Messenger RNA from Toxotes jaculatrix (banded archerfish), 4573 nucleotides. Its product is annotated as probable phospholipid-transporting ATPase IIA. NCBI's taxonomy places the organism in Eukaryota, Metazoa, Chordata, Actinopteri, Toxotidae. Gene Ontology annotation, molecular function: ATP binding; ATPase-coupled intramembrane lipid carrier activity; magnesium ion binding. Gene Ontology annotation, cellular component: plasma membrane; trans-Golgi network; endosome. The coding region runs from base 64 to 3204 and encodes 1046 amino acids. The record is from RefSeq and is a predicted model, not a curated record. Gene Ontology annotation, biological process: phospholipid translocation; retrograde vesicle-mediated transport, Golgi to endoplasmic reticulum; endocytosis. The transcript is spliced from 28 exons.
GCUACAGCACCUCACAGUCCGGCUGCCCGCAGCUUGUGCCCGGCUACCAGGGGGGCCGCAGGAAUGACCGACAAUAUCCCUCUACAGCCCGUGAGACGGCCGAAAAGACACGACAGUAAACACAGAAAUGGGUGCUGCCCGUGGUCGAGAUGCUGUGGCAUGGGGGACUUCCGUCCCCGCACCGUGUGGCUCGGCCACCCAGAAAAGAGGGAGCAGAGGUACCCCAGGAAUGUCAUUAACAACCAGAAGUACAACUUCUUCACCUUCCUGCCUGCGGUGCUGUUCAAUCAGUUCAAGUACUUCUUCAACUUGUACUUUUUGCUUUUGGCCUGCUCUCAGUUUGUCAAGGAGCUACGCUUAGGUGCCCUCUACACCUACUGGGUCCCUCUGGGUCUUGUUUUGAUCAUCACCAUCAUGAGAGAGGCGGUUGAAGAAAUAAGAUGCUACCUUCGAGACAAAGAAGUGAACUCUCAGAUUUACAGCAAGCUUUCAACAAGAGGCACAGUGAAGGUUAAAAGCAGCGGCAUUCAAGUUGGAGAUCUUAUAAUCGUGGAAAAGAACCAGCGUGUUCCUGCUGACAUGAUCUUUUUAAGGACCUCUGAAAGAAAUGGCUCCUGUUUCCUGCGGACUGACCAGCUGGACGGAGAGACAGACUGGAAACUACGCCUCCCAGUGGCCUGCACACAGAGGCUGCCAACUGCUGCCGACCUUCUCCAAAUCAGAUCCUACGUGUACGCGGAAGAGCCAAACAUCGACAUCCAUAACUUCAUUGGAACUUUUACCAGGGAAGAUGGAGAUCCCCCAGUCAACGAAAGUCUCAGCAUCGAGAACACCCUGUGGGCCAGCACCGUUGUUGCCUCUGGCACCGUGGUGGGGGUUGUGAUUUACACAGGCAAGGAGCUGCGCAGUGUCAUGAACACCUCCAACCCGAGGCACAAGGUGGGUUUGUUUGACUUGGAAGUGAACUGUUUGACUAAGAUCCUGUUUGGGGCCCUGGUGGUGGUGUCACUGGUCAUGGUGGCCCUCCAGCACUUCGCUGGGCGCUGGUACCUCCAGAUCUUUCGCUUCCUGCUGCUCUUCUCUCACAUUGUGCCCAUUAGUUUGCGUGUCAAUCUGGAUAUGGGCAAGAUGGUUUUCAGUUGGAUGAUUAAAAAAGACUCCAAGAUCCCUGGGACGGUGGUGAGGGCUAGCACCAUACCUGAACAGCUUGGACGCAUCUCCUACCUGCUGACUGACAAAACAGGGACUCUCACCCAAAAUGAAAUGGUGUUCCGGCGUCUACAUCUGGGAACUGUGGCUUAUGGGAUGGACUCGAUGGAUGAAGUACAAAGCCACGUGUUCAGUGCCUACACACAGCCCACCCACGACCUUCCAGCCUCCAGGGCUCCAGCAGCCACCAAGGUCCGCAAGACCAUCAGUAGCAGAGUUCACGAGGCUGUGAAGGCCAUCGCCCUGGUACACAACGUGACACCCGUUUACGAGUCCAACGGGGUGACAGACCAGGCCGAGGCCGAGCAGCACUAUGAAGACACAUGCAGAGUCUACCAGGCUUCCAGCCCAGAUGAGGUGUCGCUGGUGCAGUGGACUGAGAGCGUCGGGCUCACACUUGUGGGAAGAGACCAGUCCUCCAUGCAGCUGCGGACCCCUACUGGCCAAAUUUUGAACUUCACCAUCCUGCAGAUUUUCCCCUUCACCUAUGAGAGCAAGAGGAUGGGCAUCAUAGUACGAGAUGAAUCAACGGGAGAAAUCACUUUCUACAUGAAGGGUGCUGAUGUGGUGAUGGCAGGCAUUGUCCAGUAUAACGACUGGCUGGAAGAGGAGUGCGGAAACAUGGCGAGGGAAGGUCUGAGGGUCCUUGUGGUCUCCAAGAAGUCCCUGACAGAGGAGCAGUAUCAAGAUUUUGAGGCACGGUAUGUCCAGGCCAAGCUCAGCGUCCACGACCGCUCUCUGAAGGUGGCCACAGUGAUUGAGAGUCUGGAGAUGGAGAUGGAGCUGCUGUGUCUGACCGGGGUGGAGGACCAGCUCCAGACCGACGUCAGGCCCACCCUGGAGAUCCUCCGCAAUGCCGGCAUCAAGGUUUGGAUGCUGACAGGAGACAAGCUUGAAACAGCCACAUGCACUGCUAAGAACGCCCAUCUGAUCACCCGCAACCAGGACAUCCAUAUCUUCCGACCCGUGACAACACGAGGGGAAGCCCACCUGGAGCUCAACGCUUUCAGGAGAAAACACGACUGCGCCCUCGUGAUAUCAGGGGACUCGCUUGAGGUUUGUCUGAAAUACUACGAAUAUGAGUUCAUGGAGCUUGCGUGCCAGUGUCCCGCUGUGGUUUGCUGCCGAUGCACCCCCACGCAGAAGGCUCAGAUAGUGCGGCUGCUGCAAGAGCGCACGGGCAAACUCACCUGCGCUGUAGGGGAUGGAGGAAACGAUGUCAGCAUGAUCCAGGAAGCCGACUGUGGCGUGGGAGUGGAGGGAAAAGAAGGAAAGCAGGCCUCCUUGGCUGCCGACUUCUCAGUGACUCAGUUCAAACAUUUAGGCCGUCUCCUCAUGGUUCACGGUCGGAACAGCUACAAAAGGUCUGCAGCCCUCAGCCAGUUUGUCAUCCACAGGAGCCUGUGCAUCAGCACCAUGCAGGCGGUCUUCUCCUCUGUUUUCUACUUCGCUUCAGUCCCACUCUACCAAGGAUUUCUGAUUAUUGGCUACUCCACUAUCUACACCAUGUUCCCUGUCUUCUCCCUGGUGUUGGACAAGGAUGUUAAGUCAGAGGUUGCCAUGUUAUACCCAGAGUUGUACAAAGAUCUCUUGAAGGGUCGACCACUGUCUUUCAAGACAUUUCUAAUAUGGGUCCUGAUAAGUAUCUAUCAAGGGAGCAUCAUCAUGUAUGGGGCGUUGCUGCUCUUCGAGUCAGAGUUCGUCCAUAUUGUUGCCAUUUCCUUCACCUCUCUCAUCCUGACUGAGCUGCUGAUGGUGGCCCUGACCAUCCAGACGUGGCACUGGCUCAUGAUCGUCGGCGAGCUCCUGAGCUUGGCCUGUUACGUCGCCUCGCUCGUCUUCCUGCACGAGUUCAUAGAUGUGUACUUCAUCACCACGGUAUCUUUCCUGUGGAAGGUGACCGUCAUCACGCUAGUGAGCUGUCUGCCCCUUUACAUCCUCAAGUACCUGCGGAGACGCUUCUCUCCGCCCAGCUACUCCAAACUGACCUCUUAGAGAGCGAGAGGAUUCUCCGGCCUCAUUUACUGGGGAAGACGGGAAGCUGUUCGUGUUCUCACCCGGCAGAGCCUGCGCUUAGACCAGAGAAUCAAACCUGGAUUUAUCCCCUUUAAUUUGUUCUCCUUGGAAAUGUGAAAGACCGACAGGGAGUUUUGUCAGGGACAGGCGAGAGAUUGUUAAUCGGGGAGAUUGUGUUAAAAAGCAAAGUUACUUGCUACAUGUGUCUGAUGCAAAGACUAACUCAUGAUUUUUUUUUUUUUUUUUUUUUUUGAGCAGACCUGCUGCGAAUUGUGAAUUGGGUCAGUUUAACAAGCUCUGGCUUACUUACUGUCAGCUCUCCUGUGACAGAAUAACAUGACUAUUGCCUGUGUGUAAAAAAAAAAAAAAAAAUGGAGACGCAAAAUGAGUAAAUGCAGGUUUUAUAAUGUCAAAAAUCACCAAGAGAAGCAAGUGGAAAAGUUUUAACGUCUCAGUUUUGUAGAUGUGUCAUUUGGGCUGGAAGCUAAUUUUCUCUAAUUUCUAGUUCCAUCUUAAAUAGAAAAGCCGUUUUUAUUAUUAGACGCUGAAAUUGACGUAGCAUUCUCACUCAGGACUUGAUUCACACUCUCCUUAAACAGUGAUUUCCAAAUGGAGUUUGAGAAUUACAUGGUUAACAAAAAAAAAAAAAAAAGUUUACUGGCUAGACUUUGCAUAAAACACACGUCUGCAUGUUUGUGUAUUUGUUUAUGCGUCACCCCGAUGCUGCAGCCCGACACGGCGGAGGUGGUGUGGUUGUUUAUUUUAGCGUGACCUGUGGUGUCUGAUGCUAAAUCCGUUUCUGUUUCUUUGUGUGGACUCCGAGUUGUUAGUGUUUGUGGAGCGCGGUCAGAACGGCCACAAAGGAGUGUUGGUUAUUUGCAGCCGAACCUUCCGCCGGGGCUCCCGACAGGCUCUGUGUCCGCAGGGGAAUGUGCAGCCUCUCAUGUGGCCGCUCAGGCGGGCCAGCGGCAGCCACGCUUUCAGCUUUGCAUGAUGAGUCACUGUAACAGUGACCUAAAGCCAUAACUGAAAAUACCCGUGUGACCGGCGUCCAGCUGCCCCCUUUCAUGUCGACUAAUCUAGGGCCCCCUCACUUCUCACUGCUACUAACCUCCACUGUUCAGCUGUGAAAGAAAAAAAAAAAAGGGAACAAAUCACAGUAGUCAGUGUGAAUAUUGUUAAUAAGUAUUAUUACUGCACAUUCAGAAAGGAAAAGAAAUCAUCUCAUUAGUUGUGUGAUGAUGGGGAUACUGUAAAUAACUAGCAACUGAGAAAGUUAUGUGACCACAUUCUCACUCAUUUCAAAAUGAUUUUAGUUGUUUAAAAAAAAAAAAAAAAACAUUUCUCA